CAUUAUUUUGGAAUUGCGAUCAGCAACCAUCUGUUGCACAAAAAGCGCCAACAGGUUCGAGCCGGUUUGACAGGGAUAGCAAGGACUGAUCCAUGGUCAGCCAGGAUGGCCUACGAGCGACGCCUCCGAUCGCAGAACCUCGUGCAUCUGCUCCAGAACCGCGAGUCCGGAUACACCUGCGCGGGCAGUCAGCUGGGCAGGAUGCCCCGGUUGGCCUACGAACGCCCCUUCUACAAGUGCAUCACGCCCUGCUUGACCAUUGACUCGAUCUCGAUUCCGCCGGUAUACCUGCGCAAGUUCACGCCGGAUGGCAGCAAACUGCUGGCCUUCUCGCAGGAUCAGCGCAGCCUGCACAUCUACCGCUACAGGGGAUUCAGCAGUGCGGCGGUGGGCGAACUGAUCCGCCAGGCGGACGUGGGCAGUGGCGAGUGCUUCAGCAGCCAGGACAGCGCCCUCAAGAGCACGAUCUUUGAACGCCUGUUCGCCACCAAGGAGGCACUGAGUCUGCGACUGUGCCAAGGCGACUACAGCCUCUACUAUCUGCACCGGGAGUUUAGUGUGUUCCUGGAGGAGGGCCGGUAUGUCCUGCUGGCAGCCAUGUCCGUGCUGCGUAGUGCUCUGCCCUUCGACGACUACGUCCGGUAUCCAGAUCUCUUCGACAAACUGGACGCCUUCUCCUAUGUGUUCUUCGUCGUGGAUCUGAAACUGGGCGUGGUAACCGACAGGCUCCUCCUGGCGCACGACUCCAUCGUGAUUGCCCACAAUCAUGGCAUUUCAGUCUUUGGCUCCAAGGUGGCGAUCAUGUCGCGGCUGCAUCAGUGCAUCUACGUCUACUCUGUGGCAGAGGGCAAGUUCCACAAGCAGGAAACGAUUGGCCCCCGACCGCGAAACUUUAUCGAGAAGGCUCCCACCAGUAUUGAAAACCUGGAUGCGACCACGGUUCUGCCCAUUACGCACAUUAAACAGCGCGUUCUUAGCUUCCUUUACCGCCAAAUUGACCUCAAUAGCCCCAGUGCCAAGGAAAAACUUAAGGAGUUUUACAAAAACUUUGAGUUUGUUGAGCACAUGAUUAUGGAGAGAAUGCAACUGGUAAACAAGGAACUUCUCCUUUUGCGCUACGAAGAACGUCCAAAAGACAGCGAUACCAUGCCAAUGGCCCAAUCACCCCGCCGCUUGUAUGUGUUCUACACGAUAUCUGCCGAGGAAGUAGUUGGUGUGUAUCCAGAUUAUUCUGUCGACCUGCUGCAAAUCAUACUGCAGUUCUACGAUGAGAUGAGCAAUGUACGAUCGCUGCAAACCGGAGACGCGCCCUCACUGCCCCUGCAUUUCUUCCUUAAACAAAACUUCGUGGACGCCAACGACUCGAUUCUCUUCGUCCGACAUGCGGCGUUGCGAUUUAACCCCAGCGUUCCCGUAAGCUCCCAGAGCCUCUCGCCAUCUCCUUAUCUGAGGUUCAACGAAUUCAGCUUCGACGAUCGGCACGUAUCGCCCCUGGAGCGACCCAAUCCCUGCUCCGCCGAACCCAUUGUCUUCCGAGAUCGGACCACACAGUCGGUCAAGUUCAGGCUGCACGCCACGGCGCGCAGGCAAAUCAACUCUUUGGCACCUCGGGAACUGUGCGCCUUUAUUUGGCAUCCGUUCGAGCCGCUAGUACUCAGCAUUCAGAAAUGCAUGAACAGCUACGCCUACCAUGUGCAUUUGUACAAUCACGGCACGGUAGUGGAGCAGGCAAGUGCCUAAUAUGCCUUAUAUAUUUAAGUAGAAUACUGUAUAGUAUCUUUUAUAUUAUAUUGAUAGUAUAUGUGAUAUGUUUACCGACAUUUGAUAAAGACAUUAAUUUGUUGUUUUUGGAAUAGA
Messenger RNA from Drosophila subpulchrella, 1857 nucleotides. It is a transcript of the gene abo, whose product is annotated as DET1 homolog. NCBI's taxonomy places the organism in Eukaryota, Metazoa, Arthropoda, Insecta, Diptera, Drosophilidae. The transcript has 2 exons. Bases 106 to 1740 code for a protein of 544 amino acids. Gene Ontology annotation, biological process: protein ubiquitination; positive regulation of proteasomal ubiquitin-dependent protein catabolic process. The record is from RefSeq and is a predicted model, not a curated record. Gene Ontology annotation, cellular component: cullin-RING ubiquitin ligase complex; nucleus. Gene Ontology annotation, molecular function: ubiquitin protein ligase binding; ubiquitin-like ligase-substrate adaptor activity.